GCUCAAGCUUGGACUCACAGGCAGAGAAGGACGAGGACGAGGCGACCAAAUUCGAGAUGUACGUGGGGCUCAGGGUGGAGUCGGUGGACGAGGAUCUCUUGCGGUUCAAGUUCACCAACAUCGACGCCAAUGAAAUCGAUCUUGAUGUUCUGGUGGAACUAUAUGUGGGCGACGAUUUAUACCGCGUUUUGGCCACCGACCCGGCGUUGCCAGCCGACACCAUUUCCACCAUGGAGCGCGAACUCAACGAAAGCGGUAUGCUCGUGGUGUUCUUGAAGCGCAUAAGAAAAGCGCUCCGGGACGCCCUCGACUGAUUUUUUUUUUGGAACCAGAAACUGGCGCAUGCUGCUUGUUUUCUUCAUCGAGCCUUCGUCAUGAAAUUCACAGUUCUUCUUUGUUUUUGCUUGACCACCAUUUCUGCCAACAUUGGCCCCAUGGAGGUCAACGGGCGAAAGCUCUACCCAAACUUGCAGAGCUUUGCCUCCAAAGAGGCGUUGGUCGACUCGUACUUGUGGACGCAUUUGACGCACACGAGCGACGACAUCAUUGCGUUGACCACGGCCGUCUUUCUUGAGGACAGCAAAACAAUCCUCGUGCUAGCAGAGCCGAAGGCACGUGACCUUCUCUCUACGGGGAAAGAGCUUCUUGGAAUCACCAAGAAAUCAACUAUCAACAUGAUAGAGAUCGACUUGGGGUCCAACAUCUAUUCUGUUGGGUCGGAUUUUUUUCCCCUUGUCACAUUAUCUGCUGAGAAUUCAAGCGGGCAGGCAGCCGUGGAAAGAGAAGUGUCCCAGGUUUACAAAAUAAAAUUCGUCCCGGGAGUCAACCGCAUUUUCGACUUGGCCGCGUUAUCCGUCAAGGCAGUAUUGGGUGUCACCUUAAGUUCCCAACGGGCAGAAAAAGAGACCAUCACUUGUUCGGCUAAUAGCGGGGGCAAGGUUCAAUUGCAAGUGAGCAACCGCAUGCUUUAUUUCCCUCAGGCCAGAACCAGAAAAGUCAAGUAUGUGUCGAAGGACAAGGAGUUUAUCGAGAAGGAGUGGGAAGCUGUGAAGUCUUCAGUGGCAGACGAGGAGCACCUUGGUGCACUAUUCUAUGAGCACUUCAAGCUAGGUAAAAAUCGCUGCGUGACCAAUACCUCCUAUUUCGAAGACGUGGCCUCUCGGAAUUGGUUGGAGUGGAGUGAGCCAUACCGACUCGAUGUCUAAGCUGCUCAUUUACCCAAAUAUCAUGAGCGUCUCAAAGGGCGGUACAAAAAGAAAACAAUUGGAAGAUCGCCUAGCUUACGCCAGCAUUUUGAUCCACUGGCGUCCGCUUUAGCUCUCCCAAAUCGACUUAUCAUGAUGAUCUUUUAACUCGAUCUGAAAUGUGCUGAUCGUAAUGAAUAUAAAUCAACGCUGAUUUAUAGAAGAUUUUCGCAGAAUUAUCACAGUAUAGUAUACAAUUACUAUACCAAAAGUUCGAAGAGAUAGAGACAGCAAAUAUAUCUAUGCAGCAGUAGUUGUUUAAAUCAUGACUGACAUCUCCCGCUCAAGGGAAGAAGCCUGUUUUUUGUAGUCCAUUGCGAGAAUUUGAAUGCGAGUGUCGAACUUCCACACAAAUAGUCACUAUCCUCGUUGAAAUGCUUUGAAUAUCUUUUGAAUUUUUUUUUUUUGACAUAUCUUAUACAUCUUCUCGCAACCUAAUAAU
Messenger RNA from Metschnikowia bicuspidata var. bicuspidata NRRL YB-4993, 1686 nucleotides. RefSeq lists its product as uncharacterized. The record is from RefSeq and is a predicted model, not a curated record. NCBI's taxonomy places the organism in Eukaryota, Fungi, Ascomycota, Pichiomycetes, Serinales, Metschnikowiaceae. The transcript has a single exon. The coding region runs from base 375 to 1205 and encodes 276 amino acids.